Messenger RNA from Pseudomyrmex gracilis, 501 nucleotides. RefSeq lists its product as uncharacterized. Gene Ontology annotation, biological process: telomere maintenance; DNA repair. The transcript has 2 exons. NCBI's taxonomy places the organism in Eukaryota, Metazoa, Arthropoda, Insecta, Hymenoptera, Formicidae. The record is from RefSeq and is a predicted model, not a curated record. The annotation marks the transcript as partial. Gene Ontology annotation, molecular function: DNA helicase activity.
AUGAGAGAUUUUAAAGAUGUAGUUAACAAAGUUGAAGAAAAUAAUGUCGAUGAAAUAGUAGCGCAAUUAAAUNCCGACCAGAAACGAAUUUUUGACAGAAUUACUGCCAAUAUAUUAUCUGAUAAUGACAUUUUUCGACUCUAUGUAAGCGGUGAAGGUGGUACUGGAAAGAGUUUUCUGAUAAAUACUAUUAGAUAUUGGAUAAAGAAACAUCUCCAAAAAGACACAGCUGUAACCGCACCAACUGGUCUUGUAAAUGGCACGAUUGGUACAAUAACUUCAAUUAUACGAAAUCCGAAGGAUAAUGAAGUAGAAAAACUAAAAAUAAAACCAUCCUUUGAAAUUGGACAUACGAUAGAACNAAUUAGCGUUAAGUUUGAAGUAAUGGAUAGAGCGUUUGUUAUAAGAAAACAAUUUCCUAUAUGUCUAAGUUAUGGAAUGACUAUUCAUAAAAAUCAAGGACUGAGUUUAAAACAUGCCGUUGUGGAAGCCGGAAAUUCU